AUGCCUUCACAGACAAUGCCCUUCUUCCUGUUCUUCGUAUCCCCUGUUUUAGUGGCCACUCUGCUGGUCUACCACCUGGACUCGUUCGACCCGGUCCACCUCCCGCUCCACGAGUUGACCCAGCCUCCACUCAAAGCUCCCUUAACCAACAAUGCCAUCCUCAGAAGCUCCGAGCUGGUGGGCCAGGGUCAGCUCGACGCACCAGAGGACAUCCUCUACGACGCCGUCGCGGGCGUCUUCUACACCAGCUGCGUUGACGGCUUAGCUCAAGCCUCCAUCUACUUGCACAAUGAUUGCAUCCCGUAG
Molecule: messenger RNA, 306 nt
Organism: Linum tenue
Lineage: Eukaryota; Viridiplantae; Streptophyta; Magnoliopsida; Malpighiales; Linaceae
Source: the annotation of a GenBank genome assembly